Molecule: messenger RNA, 1992 nt
Organism: Mitosporidium daphniae
Lineage: Eukaryota; Fungi; Microsporidia
Exons: 5
Coding region: 1-1992 (663 amino acids)
Biological process (GO): regulation of DNA-templated transcription
Cellular component (GO): chromatin; chromosome; nucleus
Molecular function (GO): protein binding; histone H3K36 methyltransferase activity
Source: RefSeq, a predicted model, not a curated record
AUGGAAUAUGUUGGCGAGAUUCUCUCUCCCGACACCAUGAAUGAGCGUAUCGCCAAAUUGGGGGACGAUUCCCAUUUUUACUUUAUGACUCUAAACUCAGAACAGAUUAUAGAUGCUUCAAAAAAAGGAAAUAUUUCUAGAUUCAUGAACCAUUCGUGCGCCCCGAAUUGCCAGACCCAAAAAUGGAUUGUCGAAAAUCAAAUGAGGAUUGGCAUCUUUUCCAUCAAAGAUAUUGCUCCAAACACCGAGCUAACCUUUGACUACAAGUUUCAACGCUUUGGAAACGAAAAGGGCGCCCAACUUUGCCAUUGUGGAGAGCCAAAUUGCAAAAAAUUCAUUGGAAGAGAAUCUUCAAAAUCUAGAAAAAAAGCCUCUCGCCGCGAACCUACCGAUUCAAAUGAGGAUUCUACAGAAGAGGAGGAGGAGGAAGAGGAAGAAGAUGAUGAAGACGCGGCGGAUAGCGAGUAUGCAAAAGCCCCCGUUAAAUUCAGGAGAAAAUCCUCGAGUGUAUUUAUGGAGCCCAAGGGCAUCGAAAAUCCCGCCCUUUUACCUGCUCUAUUAAAAAAACUGAUCGUUAUCGAAUCAGCGACUACCUCGUUUGUUUGUCUGAAAAGAUUCAUCCAGUUACAUGGUUUGCUAAUUUUUAAAACCCUGAUGUCGUUGUACAAGAACGAGCCUUCUAUUGUGUAUUACGUUUUGAGCGUGCUAUCCAAAUGUCCGAUUUCUUCUCGAAAUAAAAUCGAAGAAGCCGGAAUUGAUGUGGCCAUAGAAUCCCUGUUUGAAGGCCAAAAACCUCCGGAUGAAAAUUCGGAUAAAUACGCGCUUUAUCAAUUGUCAAGAUCUCUUCUUGAUAAAUGGAACUUGCUUCCGAGGAUUUUCAAAAUACCAAAAAGAACCCAUCAACUUGACGAAAUUGCGACGCCGUUCUCAACAUCUGUGUCUGAAAAACCCCCGACGCCUAGUCACAUUGGUGAUCGCUCACAAAGGCCUUAUAAUUCUAACGACUCCCCAGAUACUCGUAUCAAUACGGUUGGUGAAGGCUUUUUUGCUCAGCCUGCUUCAAAUGGAACAAGUCAAUGGGACGAUGGUGGCACUAACCUUUCGUGGGACAAUACCCAAAAUUAUAGCACCGGUUGGGGUAAUGCGGCCUUGAGUCAAGAACAACCCAACAAGGAGGUUGCUAUUUUUUCUUACAGCAACAAUCUAGAUGGCUCCUCAUCUGCCGUCAUGACAAACUCUGAAAGUAUAAAGCCUUUUUUUACCAGAUCACCCUGUUCUCCUUCACAGCAUUCGGGGUCUUCUGAUCUCUUUUCCAAUCUGAUGGAUAAUACUUUAAACUCAUUGAAAAGGCACCAUUCAAAAGCACCAGAUAUUGCAAUCUCACAGCGAAGUGAAAAGAACGUCAAAAAGCCUCCUCAUCUCCAUACAGGUGGAAAUUCGGCAGCUGACUGCCCCACAUCGUUUCCAGACAGCACAAAUGUGUCCCAAACUAUUUGCGAUGAUAAAAGCUUCAAGUUUACAUCGCCCCAGACCUCGGUGCUUAUUAGCCCUAUUCAGCUUCAACAUAUCAUUCGAAAGGCUACCAUCUCGGCAUCCAUAAAUAGCGCUAAUCAAAUGAAGCAUUUUGGCGAUGGUAAUGGUAGCGAUACUGAUGAUGAUGGUCAUGGCAGUCAUUUUUCCCGAGCCGGAGAAUCACCUGCCACCGGAGUAUAUCGCACGGCGUGGAUGAAAUUGCUGAAGACUCUGAUCGCCAAUCUUGUUUCGUCAAUUAUUAACCGAUAUCAGAAGCAAAUGGAAAUUGACAUGUUUAAGAAACUAAAUAGAAAGAUUUCCCAUUCUCUUCUUGAAAAGGAAAUACGAAGCAAGGAGGGAGUACCGCCUCCUCAUUCCUAUGUGCUUGAUGAGAAACACGGUUCUAAAAUGAAGCAGUUUGUAAAGGAUUAUCUCCAUAGACUUGGAUACAAAAGGUCGGACAAAAAUGCAGGCCAUUAA